Messenger RNA from Panthera uncia (snow leopard), 3767 nucleotides. It is a transcript of the gene CB2H6orf89, whose product is annotated as chromosome B2 C6orf89 homolog. The record is from RefSeq and is a predicted model, not a curated record. Bases 2639 to 3685 code for a protein of 348 amino acids. The transcript is spliced from 8 exons. Lineage: Eukaryota; Metazoa; Chordata; Mammalia; Carnivora; Felidae. Gene Ontology annotation, cellular component: nucleolus; Golgi membrane.
CUUGCACUGGAACUAUGAAGUUUAUCCCCAGAUUAGAUGGUGGGCUCCCCAAUUCUAUCUCAGUCUGCCUUGGAGAGAGUCUGAUUGAGAAUGAGCACUAUGUCCUUCCAGGACAAAUCAAAAGUUAGUAUAAAACCCUGAAGUCCUGACAUGUAACUGUCAAGGUCCUAGGAAAAAUCUCCCAAGUCCUUCUGGAUUUGGUGGAGAUCACUCAUAAAGAAGGGAGUUUGGACCCACAUGGUGGUUCUGGUUGGCUCAACUAUUUCCUGGAGGAGACACAGAAUUGGAAGGGGCUUGUUAGGACUUGACAGUGUUGGUGGUCUUGGAUAUGGGGCAAUGGAUCAUCGUUUUGGGCUAUGGUAGGAUUUGGUGGGGCUUGGGGAAGCCUCCUCUGGUGGUGGGGGAGGGGACUUAGGACUUAGGCCUGUGAGGAAAUCUAAAGUGGACAGCUGAAUUUUGCAGGUUUUGAAAAGUGUGAGGUUUGUUUAACAUAAAGGCUUGGACCUAAGGGAACUGAGACCACUUUGUCUGGUUUAUACAAAAUAGGUCUAGUUUAAGAUGGUGUUAUAAUCCAGUGUCCAAUUGUAGGGCCCUGUUGCCCCAUCUCUUAGUUUAUAUUGGGGCCAUGCUGUAUUGCAGAAAAAGAUGAGCCUUUUCCUCUUUAAAGGUUGGGGGUCAAACUUAUCCCAGUUAGUGAGGAUGCAUCCCAGUGGUGAACCCCGGGAACUGCCAUCGGGUUUCCCAUAUGUAAGGGAAUAGCAAAGAGAAGGGGAAGAAGUAGACACAGUAUUCCAAGAGUGUCCCCUUGGAAUGUUGUGUAUCAAGAGGAGAGGUGGCCUUUCUACCUCCUUUGAAGAAUGACCCUUCAAGGAUGUCCCCUCAGGGGAGGCGCACAGCCCAAAUUAGUAUUAUUGCAGCCUGUCCUUUCUUUACUUGCCUCCCCCAAAUUGAGGUGCCCAUGAGGGAGGGAUCUGGUAUAUUUUAUAACCCCUAACGAGUCCCUGAGUGCCAGGAUGUAUGCCCCAGCCUUCAACAUCUAUGUGGUUCCAUUUCCAGAUUUCAUCCCAGGCUCCUCUCAGUUGUUGUUUUUUUUUUUUUUUUAAUUUACAUCCAAAUUAGUUAGCAUAUAGUGCAACAAUGUUUUCAGGAGUAGAUUUCCUCUCAAAAGUAUUAACUCGAGGAGUUGGAAUAGACACAAAGAUUUGCCCUUACCCUCUUAGAAAUAAACUCCCGCUGGAGACUGUGAUUAUCAUGUACCCAACUUGGAUUUAAGUAUCAGAGGCUGAUUGAGACCAUCUUUCCGGAAAGGGAAGGGGAGGGAAACACGUAAGAAGGUGUGAUUUGAGGCAACAACACAGAGGGAGAACUACUGGUUAGAUGAAUCAUCCAGGAGAUUGAAUGAGUAUGAAAAUGGACCGGCCCAGCAGAUGUAGAGGCUUUCACAUAUAUACAGCACGUCCUCGGGGUUUGAGGGGCACAGACUUUGUGAGAGUGAUGGCAGAAGUGGUUUAGGAGAGGAAGAACUAUAGACAGUAACAGUAGUGGCCAAAUUGCAGAGUGAGAGCUGAUCUCCGAGAAAGUAAAUCAGAUAGGGAUCCUCUAGCCUCAACGGGGUGAGGACUGUCUUACCUUGGGCGAUCGGAGUCGCGGCACCAAAAGAUGUUACUGGGGUAAGCUUGCAUGGUGUCAGUGGAAGUCUCAGUUCUUGGAUUCCCCUCGAAAGAUUUAUAGGAGGAUCCGCGCUCGAAUAACGACAGCAGGGAGGUACAAAGCAAGAAGUGGUUUAUUAAACCACCAGUACACGGUCAUAAUGGAGGAGACGGGGGUUGAGGAGUCACCGAGGAUACAGUUUUUUCUAAGUAAGUAGGGUCUUGAGCCAUGCAGGAGGCGGUCUCUAAUGGAAGCUGCCUCACAUCUUUGGGGAGACGCCUCCUACCUGUGGAGGAGAACUUUGACCCUACAAGGUUCCUGCUGGAACUGUCAUGGCGUCACUCCCCACCAGGGGGCGCAGAACCUGUAAUGCAAAUGCCUUAUAAAGCCAGGGGUUACCCUGGGACAGAGGUUGAAGAGGAGAACGCAUGCUCUGCACCUGCUGUCCUUGCUCCGCUAGCCCGGAAAGUUGGAAACCAAAUGUUUGUUGUCUUUCUCUCAUUAAAACUAAGCUCCCACAGGUGAGGGCCUGCCCUCCGUUACCUGUCCUUCCCACUCCUUAAUGCCUAACACGCUGCCUGGCACGGAGUGGGGGGGGGGGGCCAAUCAAAGGCCGUUGGAUGAAUCAGUUCAGCUGCUAAAUCCGCGCGAGCGCGGAAGAGGACAGACCCUGGUAAGGCCUGAAAGGGUACGAGCAGGAGGAACCUGACGCCAGGGGGAGCAGGAACCCGCACUCUCCAGAUCUCGCGGAACUUCGCGCGCGCGCGCGUGGCCAAGUCGCGGAUUCUGUUUCUGACGCAAGCGCGUGGCGUGAGGAAGGAGCCACCCUAGCACGCGCGGCCUCGCCUGUGGCAUGGGAGUUGCUUCCGGGUUGCGCGCCCGGAAGUAGGAGGUUGGCGGCUUACCCUCCUCGCCCCGAGGCUGAAGUCCCCGAGGCGGGAGGAGCCCGAGGGGGCGCGGGCCCCGCUUGGAUUUUGUAUUGGAAGACAUGGAUCUUGCUGCCAAUGAGCUCAGCAUUUAUGACAAACUUUCAGAGACUGUUGAUUUGGUGAGACAGACAGGCCAUCAAUGUGGCAUGUCAGAGAAGGCAAUUGAAAAAUUUAUCAGACAGCUGCUGGAAAAGAAUGAACCUCAGAGGGGACCACCCCAGUAUCCUCUCCUUAUAGCCGUGUAUAAGGUCCUUGUAACCCUGGGAUUAAUCUUGCUCACUGCCUACUUUGUGAUUCAACCUUUCAGCCCAUUACCACCUGAACCGGUGCUUUCUGGAGCUCACACCUGGCGCUCACUCAUCCAUCACAUUCGGCUGAUGUCCUUGCCCAUUACCAAGAAGUAUAUGCCAGAAAAUAAGGGAGUUCCUCUGCAUGGGGGUGAUGAAGACAGACCCUUUCCAGACUUUGACUCUUGGUGGGCAAACAGUUGUGAGCAGAAUGAGUCGGACCCCAUCCCUGCCAACUGCAGUGGCUGUGCUCAGAAAUUACUCCUCAAGGUGAUGCUCCUGGAAGACACCCCGAAGAAAUUUGAGAGACUCCAUCCUCUGGUGAUCAAGACGGGCCAGCUCUUGCUGCCAGAGGAGCUUCAGCAUUUUUUGUGCCAGUACCCGGAGGUGGCAGAGGGCUUCCCCGAAGGGCUUUUCACCAAGUGGUGGCGCUGCCUUCCUGAGCGGUGGCUCCCAUUUCCUUAUCCAUGGAGAAGACCUCUAAACAGAUCACACAUUUUACGUGAGCUUUUUCCUGUUUUCACCUACCUGCCAUUUCCAAAAGAUGCCUCCAUAAAAAAGUGCUUCCUUCUUCAACCGGAACCUAUUGUGGGUAGUAAGAUGCAUAGAAUGCAUGACCUAUUUAUCAUUGGCAGCGGCGAGGCCAUGUUGCAGCUCAUCCCUCCCUCCCAGUGCCGAAGACACUGCCAGUCCGUGGCGAUGCCGCUAGAGCCAGGGGAUAUUGGCUAUGCCGGUGCCACCCACUGGAAGGUCUACGUUACAGCCAGAGGGGUCCAGCCUUUGGUCAUCUGUGAUGGAACCACCCUCUCAGAACUAUAGGAAACAAGAACUGUACAGAGGAACAACUUUGAGGUCCGAAGACCAGAUCGAAAGGGGAGAAAUAAAAACAGAAACGAGGAAA